Corticium candelabrum is the source of this 579-nucleotide messenger RNA. RefSeq names its product putative ankyrin repeat protein RF_0381. NCBI's taxonomy places the organism in Eukaryota, Metazoa, Porifera, Homoscleromorpha, Homosclerophorida, Plakinidae. Gene Ontology annotation, molecular function: protein binding. Bases 1 to 579 code for a protein of 192 amino acids. The record is from RefSeq and is a predicted model, not a curated record. The transcript is spliced from 6 exons.
AUGAUGUUAAACUUAUUGAGGAGAAAUAAGGCAGCUGAGCUACAACAGUUUUUGUCUCGGCACCACCCAACAGCUGUACUCUUUUUACCAAUUCCAAGUUGGACGCCCCCUCUGAAUCCUUUACUGUAUAUUCAUCCGCGUAAUGCAUAUGUUGAUGAGUAUUUUCCCAUUCAUUUCUCAUGUUGGGAGAAUCAGUUAGAGCUAAUCAAGGUCAUGGCUAAGGCAGAUCCUAAUGUUCUCAAGCAAACUUCUAGUAAAGAUCAUGUGUCACCAUUUCUAUGUGCAAGUGCUGCCGGGAACGUAAGUGUUUUGGAAUUUCUAUAUGAAAUGGAUGCACAAUCGUUGCACAUGAAAGAUUUGGCAAACCAAACAGCGCUACAUUAUGCUUGCACUGGAUAUAAUAUAUCAACUGUUGAAUGGCUGAUACAAAAGGGAAUGACACUUGAUGAUCAAAACGAGAAUGGCCAAACAGCAUUACAUCUUGCCUGUAGGAGAGAUGAUGAUUCUGCAAUCAAAUUGCUGAAAGAGAAAGGAUGUGACAUAAAUGUAAAAGACAAGGAUACUUCUUGCCUGUAUUAA